Molecule: messenger RNA, 587 nt
Organism: Cynoglossus semilaevis (tongue sole)
Lineage: Eukaryota; Metazoa; Chordata; Actinopteri; Pleuronectiformes; Cynoglossidae
Product: POU domain, class 2, transcription factor 2-like
Exons: 6
Coding region: 219-551 (110 amino acids)
Source: RefSeq, a predicted model, not a curated record
UCUCCUUCUGCUCCUUGUUCUCCUUCUGCUCCUGGUUCUACUUCUGCUCCUGGUUCUCCUGCUGCUCCUGGUUCUCCGUCUGCUCCUGUUUCUCCUUCUGCUCCUGGUUCUCCUUCUCAUCUGCAUCACUGUCAUCCCUGAGGUUCAAGGACCAGGGAGGACGGAGACGAUCAACAGUCCACUGUCAUGGAGACGAGACACAGCACUCAGAUAUCAGGAUGUCCAAAGCUGCAGAGGAGGAGAAGCCUGGGGCUGAUUAUACUGGAGACAGUUCAGACUCAGACAGAAACAGCCCUGACGACCAGGUUCAGUCGAUGAAAACCAGCCCCUUUACUCUGUCCCCGACGUCCACCGGCAGCAAGCUAAAAAGUGAGGAGAGCUCUGAGAUGACCCACAGCACGGCUCCUCCUGCUCCUCCUGCUCCUCUGACACACCAUCAGCAGCAGCGGCAGCAGCAGCAGCAGCAGCAGCAGGCGGCCCAGCAUCAUCACACACAGCUGAUGCUGGCUGGCAGUCAGCUGGCAGGAGUAAGAAACACACACAGGAAAUGACAUCGUUAGAAAAUGUCCCAGCUCUGACCUCUGACC